AAUUAUGUGCCCAAUAAUCAGUAGCAAUGUGUUCACAAAUCAAUGUUGACACAUAUGUUGCAGCUUGCGGGUUAGGAUAUGGAGAGACAUCAUGCAUCUGUCAAUACUGUUUCCCCAAAUAAAAGAAAACUUGAAAAUUAUGAAGAAAAUCGCGAUUUGAAAAGAAAAAAAGAGGCAGAUGGUGACCAUGCAAACUCAAAGCUGGUCGCCGAACAUUACAACAAACGUGGGAACACAAGUUGUGCGGAACGAAGAAACAGCAAAAUAUUUUACAUGAGAAAUUUCAACAACUGGACAAAAUCAGUUUUAAUACGUAAAUACACGGACGCAUUAUACCACGUUGGUGUCGCGCAUCCUGUUGUGUUGGACCUUGGAUGUGGGAAGGGAGGAGAUGUGUUGAAGUGGGACAAAGCUAGACCUCGACACCUGGUUUGCACCGACUUAGCUGAAACAUCGGUCUCGCAAUGUAAGGAACGAUACGCCUUGUUGAAACGAAGGAACCGAAACAGACAAUUCUUCUCGGCCGAGUUCAUCGUGGCCGAUUCAUCAACUGAAAACUUAAAAGAGAAACUGGAAGAUACAAAUUUAAUGUUCGAUAUUACAAGUUGUCAGUUUGUUGUCCAUUAUACGUUUGAAAGCGAGGAUAAAGCUGAGACGAUGGUAAAGAACGCGUGCAACAAUCUUAAGGAGGGCGGUUACUUCUUCGGGACGACUGUGAACUCGGAGAAGCUCAUUAAUUCAGUCAAAAAAUCCGACGGUCUUUCAUUCGGAAACAACGUCUAUGAUGUCACAUUCGAAAACAAGGAAGAAUUCCCUGAGUUUGCGUGCAAAUAUAUUUUCCAACUCCACGAUGUUGUUAACUGUCCCGAGUUUCUGCUUAAAAAGGAAACUUUAGUCAGAUUAUGUAAGAAACACAACAUGAGGCUUGUGGAAUGGAAAACAUUCUCAGAAUUCUUUGAGGAAAAUUCGCGACCCAAAGAAAAUUUUCGCUUAAUACAACGAAUGAAGUCACUAGAGGUGUUUCCCCCAAACGGAGAACCGCUGAACAGCGCCGUAGAAGGAGACUAUGAACAUGCGCAGUUGGAGUGCGAUAGAAUAAACGAGAAGUAUCCAGGUUCAAAAACCAGGGUUGCUACUUUGUCCAAAACAGAAUGGGAGGCGGCAAGUAUCUAUGUUGUGUUCGCUUUCGUUAAAGAAGACAACAAUAAAAAUCUUAUGUCAUCCGAAGAGACACGAACGACUGCUCCCGAUAAAACACCCCUGGUUAUUUUAUAACUUCAAACCCACCAACAUAUAUCAUAGGUCCUACACUUGCACAGGGAUAGUUAAACACACAAUCCUAUGAAACAAAUCUAACUUAUUGGUUGUAAUGUUUACUGAUUAAUGCAGUGUAGAUAAGCGGGGGUUGGCCUGCCCACCGUGCCCCCCCAGGUUUGGUGCCCAUGACUCCAACACCCAACCCACAGUGUUAGCGAUGGUUAAUAUACGAGUAUGUGAGUUUGAAUCAUGUCAAAUAUUCAAGGCCACAGAAGUAAGUCUGUGAGAUCAAAUAAAAUCGUUUUUCUUUUGUAUUUAAUGUUAAUAUUUUGUCUUUCCUAAACAGGAAUAUAUGAAAUAUUUGUUAAAG
Messenger RNA from Ciona intestinalis (vase tunicate), 1627 nucleotides. Lineage: Eukaryota; Metazoa; Chordata; Ascidiacea; Phlebobranchia; Cionidae. The record is from RefSeq and is a predicted model, not a curated record.